AUUAUUUUCUUUACCUAAAGAAUGACAUAGUUGUUGGGCUUUGUGGAGGUUUGGGCUUGACUUUUGGCCCGGCCCAUUUUACGAAACCCUAGAUGCACUCUUCCUAUAUAUAUUGCAUUCUUGUACUUGUAAUUGACACCACAAGUGAAAUAAGAAAAUCCUCCCGUUGCAGCUGUGGAUUAGGGAAACCGAACCACGUUAAAUUCUUGUGUGUCGUUUGUGUUCCGUUUCUCUCUUGAUUCUCGCAGAUAUUUGUGUGUGUUGCGUGUUUAAUCCCCAACAAGUGGUAUCAGAGCAAGGUUAUUCAACACGAGCACAAAUUGUGAGAAAUUUGUCACCUAGGGGUUUUCAGAUCUGUGCGUGCUGAGCCGCCGGGAGAGAUCUGAGAUUCUAGUAGUCCAAUCUGAGAUUGCCGUUCAGAUCGUGCCGCCGUCAGCCGCUGAUUCGUCCAGGUGCCGUCGUAGAGGAGUCGUCACUCAACCGGCCGUCGCUGAAGGAGCAGUGCGUCUGUUGAGCGAGACCGCCGCCGCCGACGAGAGGAGUCGCUGGGUCGGGAUCUGUCGCUGUCGUGGAGGAAUCGCCGCCGCGUCGCCAUCUCGAUCGCCGCCUCCGAUAGGCGCGCGCAGAAGGAGCCGCCGCCGCUACCGUCUUCAAUUGCAGAGCCGCCGGGAGUGACGCCAAACAGCCGCGGCAGGAGCGAACACCAGGGGCAGUCGCCGUCCUCAGUUGUCGCCGCUGUGAGGGUCGCGCCAGAGUGAGUCGCGCAGCAGGGGAGAGAGCUGCAGCCUUGGGGUUGCCUCGGUGCCGCGCCGCCCAGGACCCACCUUCCGGAUCGCCGCCGCCGAUAGCAGCGCGAAGGUCUGAGCCGCUGAGGGAGAGUGGCUCUGAUAGACCUGCCGCCGCUAGCCACGCCUAGAGAAGAGACCGCCGCGCCGUUUCAUUGGCCAAGCCGCCGCCGCCGUCGAAGUUGUUCAUGGAGAUCCGUCUUGCACCUGCCGCUGUGGCGCACAACACCAGGACAGAAAAAAGGGGAACGGCAGCCCACUUUGAAAAAUAAGAAAAGGAGUGGUGGGCCCGGGCAGUGGGCCAAAUUGAGUUUCAUUUGGUCAGCCCCCAUCCUUUCUCUUUUCUUGUUUUUUUUUUGGUUUGAUUGGGCUUUAUUUGGAGAGGUUUGGGCCUGUUUGAUUUGGAAUUGGUGAGAAGUGGUCUUGUUCCUGAUUUUCUGACAAAAUUACCAAGAUCUGAAAUUUUUGUACCGGGUAUCUCGUCCAGUCGUUUGAGAUGGCAGAAGACGGGAAGUUCCGAAUUGAGAAGUUCGAUGGUACAGAUUUCAGUUGGUGGAAGAUGCAAAUUGAAGAUUUGCUGGUUCAGAAAGAUUUGGACGUGGUUUUAAGUGACAAGCCAGAAAAGAUGUCGGAUGCAGAUUGGGCAGGUUUGGAUCGGAAAGCAAUGUCCGUGAUCCGUCUCUCGUUGACCAAGAAUGUUGCGUUCAACAUUCUAAAGGAGAAGACAGCGAAGGGAAUUAUGGAAGCGCUGUCUAAUAUGUACGAGAAGCCAUCUGCAGCUAACAAAGUUUUUUUGAUUAGAGAGCUGGUGAAUACAAGGAUGAGAGAAGGCACUUUAGUUACCGAGCAUAUCAACAAGUUGAAUUCGAUCUUAGCCAGACUUGCGUCAGUGGGCAUCAAGUUCGAUGAUGAAGUUCAAGCUUUGCUACUGCUAUCGUCUUUGCCUGAUAGUUGGUCCGAAACGGUUACAGCGGUUACCGGUUCAGUGGGGCCUGAUGGAUUCACCUUUGAUCAGAUUCGAGAUCUCAUUCUUGGCGAGGAUGUCAGAAGAAAGAGUUCGGGGGAGUCAUCUGGUGAAUUACUUCAUGUUGGUAGAGGCAGAAGAAAUAGCAGAGGUAGUGGGAGAAGGAACAGACAAAGGAGUCAGUCGAAGACUCGUGACAGCUCAGGUGUAACGUGCUGGAAAUGCAAGGAGGUAGGGCAUUUUAGGAAUCAAUGUCCGAAUGAUAAGAAAGUAAACAUUGCUCAAGGCUCUGCGAGUGACGAGGAGGUCGCUCUGACUUGCUCCAAGUUGCCUAGAAGACAGUGGGUCAGGAGAACCAGUAUUCCAGCUGUUGGAACAUCUCCAGAAAAUUUCUUGCUGAGUAUGGAGAGUGUUUGUUCUCAGGAUGUUCCAGGAUCCGGCAGUGUGCGUCUGCAGUGGGAGCCGGUAGGGACCGAGGACGAGUCAGGGACAGACUUUGCCGUGACUGAUAUGUUGGAGCUUGGGAGAGCUUCAACGGGCCUUUCAGUUGUCUGAUGAUAGGGCCGCUGCAACAGGAGAGCUGAAGAAGAUUACUCGAUGUACAGGCGAUCGUGGCGGAUGGCAGUUGAUGUUUAUC
Messenger RNA from Cuscuta campestris, 2386 nucleotides. The record is from the annotation of a GenBank genome assembly. Lineage: Eukaryota; Viridiplantae; Streptophyta; Magnoliopsida; Solanales; Convolvulaceae.